This is a messenger RNA of Neopsephotus bourkii (Bourke's parrot), 2320 nucleotides long. Its product is annotated as zinc finger protein 536-like. Gene Ontology annotation, biological process: regulation of DNA-templated transcription. Gene Ontology annotation, cellular component: nucleus. The coding region runs from base 100 to 1770 and encodes 556 amino acids. The transcript is spliced from 2 exons. The record is from RefSeq and is a predicted model, not a curated record. Gene Ontology annotation, molecular function: DNA-binding transcription factor activity, RNA polymerase II-specific; RNA polymerase II cis-regulatory region sequence-specific DNA binding. Lineage: Eukaryota; Metazoa; Chordata; Aves; Psittaciformes; Psittacidae.
UGAGAACAUUUCUGUGUUGCAGACAUUGGAGAAGAAGCUGGGAGAUCUGUAGGAGUCCAGCAGCCAGCUUUACUGAGAGACAGGAGCCUUGGUUCUGCCAUGAAAGACUGCCCAUAUUGUGGAAAAACUUUCAGAACAUCACAUCACUUAAAGGUCCACUUGAGAAUACAUACAGGUGAGAAGCCUUACAAGUGUCCACAUUGUGAUUAUGCUGGCACUCAGUCUGCAUCCCUCAAAUACCACUUGGAACGGCACCAUCGUGAGCGACAAAAUGGAGCAGGACCACUCUCUGGGCAGACUGCAAGUCAGGAACACAAAGAUGAGACACCAAGUAAAAGUUCUGUCUUUAUUAGACCAGAUAUAUUGAGAGGAGCUUUCAAGGGGCUUCCUGGUAUUGAUUUCCGAAGUGGCAUGGUCUCACAGCAGUGGGCAUCAGGAAUGCUGUCUUCUGGAGAUCAGCAAGGACAAGCAGCUGGUAUGUCAUCUGAAGUACCUUCAGAAAAUGUGAAGGGUUCAGACAUAUCUUCCAAAGGAGCACACUUCUCUGAACUUGGCCGUGCUUACCAGAACAUUGUUGGGAAUGGUGUGAACUUCCAAGGGUCUUUGCAAGCUUUCAUGGACAGCUUUGUCUUAAGUUCUUUGAAGAAAGAAAAAGAAAUGAAGGAUAAAGCUCUCUCAGAUCAACUUUCAGCAAAAGCUCUGGGCUCAGAUGGUGGUGAGGAAAAGAUAAGCAGCAAGUCCUCACAGCGAAAACCAGAAAAGUCACAAUAUGAACCUCUUGACUUAUCCAUAAGGCCAGAUGCAGCCUCCCUCCCUGGUACAUCGGUCACUGUGCAAGACAAUAUUGCCUGGCACGGCUGCUUAUUUUGCUCUUUUACAACUUCAUCUAUGGAACUAAUGGCUCUGCACCUCCAGGCCAAUCACUUGGGCAAGGCUAAACGUAAAGAGAACAUCAUAGGGAACAACAAAGACCAAUCUAGAGAAGCUCCGGCCCCGAUUAAUAAAGUGAGCUUGCUCACUUCUUCUGUGCAGUCCAGCAAGGAGGCUGCAGUUUCAAACAUGCUGAGCCAGCUGGACUCAGCUUCUGAGAAAAUGACCCAAGGACAAAAUAAAGAGACCCUGGGAGAGCAAAAGAACACUGCCUGGCCCAGCCACAUGGAAUCCACUUUUUGUAAUUUUACAACAACAGACUUCUAUAAGCAGUUUGGUGUUUAUCCUGGUGUUAUUGGCACAGGAGCACAAAAUUCUUGCACCACUAAUGAAUCUGAAAUGAAAAAGCAAUCCGAAGAUGAUCCAAAUAUUCUGCUCUCUGACUCUGUAAAUAAAAAUGCUACUGAUGACCUUUCUGACAUAGCUUCAUCUGAGGAUAUGGAAUCUUCCAAGGAAGAAAACAUUGAAGAUGAAGACAUUGACACAGAACCAGAUAUUAUGAAUAAGCAGUUGUCUGCCCUAAAAAAAGAAAGCAGUGAAGGAGGCGAUAACAUACAAAGUGCAGUCACCUCACAACCAACACAAGGGCUCGUAUCACCACUGCCGCAAGCUUCAGAAAAGCAGUGGCACAGUCAGAAUCUUCUAUCCUCCCAUGAAACUGCACAAGGAGUGAUGAAACCUGAGCAAGUUCAGGGUCCACAGGUCCUGGAGAAGCAGAUGAACAUGUUGUCAGUCCUAAGAGCUUACAGCUCUGAUGGCUUAGCAGCCUUUAAUGGACUUGCAAGUAGCACAGCAGCUAGUGGAUGUAUCAAGAGACCUGACUUGUGUGGUAAGUUUUAGACCUUCUUUUAGACCAUUUCAGAAAACACUUGUGCAGAAUCAUGAAGCUGCUCUUUAAAUCUACUUAGUCAUGUUUGUUAGUAAUACAUUUUUUUAAAUGUUAAAUGCUGUGGGCCAAAUUCUAGUCUUAUAUGUGGUCUACUCCAUUGAAAUCAGCAGUGCUGCAUGCAUUUACUUAUACAAGAUUUUAGAAAGAACUUGCUUUUUAAACUAGAGUAUCAGCAAUAUAGACUAUCUGUGCUAGUGCAUAUGAAGGGGAUAUUUACUGCUUUAGCAUACUCAAAGGAGAAAAAAGUUUAUUUUCAUGGUAACUUGCAAACUUUUCAGUAUUUUGAUAUAAGUAAGAACCCACAAAAAAACACUGGACGCUUUGCCAAGCAAACCUUGCUUUUUCUUUCCCCCCCCCUUUUUUUAUUUCCUUUUUUCUUUGAAUUGGGGUGUGUUCAAUUACCACAAUAUUAACAAAAUCAAAGGCCAAGUGCACGAUAUGUGUCUACAUGUGGUGAAAAGCCUGUUUUGCUUUGGUUUGGAUUUCUCCUUUUUUUUUUUU